Ciona intestinalis (vase tunicate) is the source of this 1692-nucleotide messenger RNA. Lineage: Eukaryota; Metazoa; Chordata; Ascidiacea; Phlebobranchia; Cionidae. The record is from RefSeq and is a predicted model, not a curated record.
UCUAAACUAAAGUUAAUCUAAUAUGUUUCCAAGGUGCUGUAGAAUGGGCUGUUUAAGUUUUGAAUGCAAACGGUGUCGUUUAUUUCGAAUCAACAUAAUCUUAUUAUGGAUUGGAGUUGUCUCUGUGGCGUGUGUGACGGUUAACUGGAUCAUAUUACAGACCGGAAGCCGAUCUACGUCACCACCGGAAGUGAUGCACCUUGCUGCAGUCUCAUGCGGGCGGCCGAACUACCAGGGGAUAAGGGAUAUCAAGAAACCAAUGGACCAGACACUCACUAUGAUCAAAUCAGCUUCAUUGUUCGCUCACAAUCCACUUCAUAUUCAUAUCUUCACCGAGAAUGAUAUGAUUUCUAUGUUCCAGACAGAGAUAGAUGCUUGGCCCGCUAGAGUGCGGUCGCGAGUCACGUACAGCAUUCGACCAAUAGAUUACGAAAGGUACCUUCCGCCCACGCUAAUAACACAAUGGAAGAAAUGGUACAAACCAUGUGGAUCGUUCAGGCUUCUUUUACCGAUGGUUCUUAAAGACGUCACAGACGCUGCUAUAUAUAGUGAUAGUGACGUCAUAUUCAUAAAACCAAUCGACGAACUGUGGGCGCAACUUAAAGAGAUGGACGAGCGCCAGGUAGCGGCCAUUUCGCCGACCGCUGGACACCCGCUAGGAGGCUCCAAGUUAAACGAGAACUUUAUUUCACAUUCGACCGGUUUAUUUCAAAUAAACACUGGGGUUAUGGUUUUAAACUUUACCCGAAUGCUCUCCUCUGAUUGGUUGCUUUUCCAUGACGAGCAUAAAACUGACCAAUCAGAAUUAAGAAGAGUAAAAUACGGUAUCGACCUCUUGUUACCGUAUUAUGACGAAUACAAAGAAAAAGCGGAACACGACCAGAAACUACUGAAUAUAAUGUUUCAUUUUAACCCAAGUCUACUGCGACAAUUGCCUUGCAGUUGGAACUUUAAGAACAAUUUCUGUCAAGACGAAGACAACACGUGUUCUGUGGCUGAGAGGGGCGGGGCUGGGGCGGUACAUGGGAUAACAUCAGCGUUUUUCAACGACGUCAACCCGACGUUUCGCGCUCUAUACGAGUCCUUCUUACAGUACGACUUUGAACCGAAUCUGGACAAGUAUCUCUUACAACCAUAUCUACAGCAACUUGCCGAAACUGCCGAAGGGACGUUUUGUUUAACCAAGUCACACGUUAUAACUACGUCACUGAAAAGCAGCGUCGGACGGUUGAUGGCUCAAGAAAACUGAUUACGUAACGAUGACGUCUAUUCAAGAAAACUGAUGACGUCAUAGUUGAAGAUUUUUUCCCGUAUUUGUGAAAAAAAAGUGAAAAGGAAAGCGUAAAUAUUUUUUCAACGGUCCUACUUGUGCAUAUCAACCCCUGUUUUUUUAUUUGAUUUGGUUGGGUCGUCUACUACAGUGGUUCACAGACCCAUUUGACUGUGACUGUAAAAUUUACAACAUUAUUUUUAUGCCUACAAAAUUUGUUUGAAAUGUAGUUUUGAAAUUGAGUUGCUAAAGCUUUGGUAUAAAUUAAUGUUUAGUAUUUCUAUUGGCGUGAAAAAGUUGAAAAGCACUUCUUUACACCGAUACAUACUUAUAUUAACACAAUGUAAUAUAUAAUCACUGUGUUUAAAGUCGUCGUGCCGCUGUUUUGUAAUAAAAUAGCAAAAAGUUUGCAAUUUUAUAAA